AUGGCUUACGAUGGAUAUCAGAACAACCCAGCCCCCUUCUAUCAACCGGGCAAUGCGAAUCAAAUGAAUCCAAACGAGCCCCGCACUUCGUCUUACACGCCGCCUUAUCCAUCGCAGUAUGGCCAUGAACGCCACAAUAUGCCGCAACCUCAAGUUCCUCCUCCACCCCCAGCAAAUCCAUACGCGGAUGUUCAACCUCCCCCAACGCAGCCGCCUACCUGGCAACAGCCUUACAAUGGGAGGAUCAACGAGGCUGUUAACUCCGCAUUUCACAAAGCUGACACAUCUACCUAUCUAUCCCCGGAGGUUUUGACCCAGAUAACGGCGAAUGUCAUCCAACAGCUCAAAGAGACGGGUUUGGAGAACCUACAAAGCGACCAAUACCAGCCCCCGCAGCCCCCGCCUCGGCCGCCCAAACAAUGGGCAACUGCUGCGCAUACUACGUACUCCAAUGACUUCGCCUCUUCUCCGGUCAUGGCGACACAAGAUACUUCAGCCUCGUCGUCCCACGUCGCCUAUGAUAAUCCCGCUUAUCAACCACGGCCACCGUCUACGGGAUACUCCGGCAGCCCCCAUCUCCAACCCAGAGCAUCCCCGGCACUGCCAUCAGAAAGACGAGGAUCUCCAGCUAGUCAGAUGAGUGACCAUAGCCAGAGAAUGGAAUCCCGACCAAAACCACCGUCGAGAGAGGCCACCGUCACGGAGCUGACGACGCUAGAAAGAAUAUGGGGGACGCUUUUUGAGGAUGGAAAGCCAACUAAGAAACUGACUCAGUUCUUGCGUGGGAUUGCUGUUCACUUGAUCGAAGACUAUGAACCCAAAAGCAGUCUAGUCAUACUUCCCACAAAGCUACAGAAGUUUUAUGAAGACACCAGAGUACCAGGGGACUAUUAUCCUUGGAAAUAUAUCUUCGAUGAUGAGACGUCGCACGUUUCAAGGUUGUUCCGAGAAGUCAAAGCCGAACACCAUCUCGUGCAGGAAGAGAAUCAGCUCCAUGAUAGACCAUAUAUUCCUGGCCUCACGCCGCGAGGCUUUGAGACAUGGGCUACCUUGAUGAUACAAGUCAACCCCGAGACGGAAUAUAAGCGACUGCAGAAAGCAGUGCUGAACAUGCCUAUUAGCAACCCAGACAACAGAAAGGAGAGGUUUCCCAAGGAGAUCCCACAAUCGUUAUUCCCUUUCGAAAAAAUACUAAAGCCUGAGAUGCAACAACAUAUAAAGGAGUGUAUACAGGAGCAUUGCAGAGUUGACUUGGAUAAGGAGUUUGAGAAAUUCAAAGCGCAUCACGAAGCUCUGCCACAUCCACUGCCGCUCCGGGUCCUUCACACAGUGAGCGAGAACGAAAGCCAUACCAGGCAACGACAGAGGAAACCAUACACCGCGCAUCCGGGAGGUGGAAAGGAGUAUGGUGACUUUCAAGAACCUACCCAUCGGCAUGCAUCCUCGUUUUCCGCAGGCUCCGUUCCAAGGGAUACUUUAGCUUCCUCCGAGCCCAGAGCUUCCGAGUCUCAGGGCCUUGAUCCUACCUACGUUCGACCAAGCACUACUCAGCCUCCUCUAACCACGAUGAGGCGGUCAGGGAGCCCGCCACGAGGAUCCAGGAUAGGUAGUGAAUACAGACACUCUGAGGGUGACUUGCUGGGGUACAAUGGUAGCCCUGGAUACGGAGUCGACGAUGUUCACUAUUACCGUUCUGGCGCCUCAGCCAGCUCAGGAGACAUACUUGAAGACAAUCGAUUCUACCGAGACUCUAGCCGUGAUGAAGACCAACGACUGUACGAGUCUCUCCGAGAGCGUGAACGGGAGCGCGAGAAGAACAAAUAUAACGAUUACAUUCCCCAUCGAAGCAGUUGGGAUGGAGAAGAAGGCUACUAUCGCAACGCACCCGGUAGUCAAGGAGGUCCAGUUAGCAGCGGUAGUGGGUAUGACUACAAGACGUAUACCUAUAAGUGA
Messenger RNA from Aspergillus nomiae NRRL 13137, 1953 nucleotides. RefSeq lists its product as uncharacterized. The coding region runs from base 1 to 1953 and encodes 650 amino acids. The transcript is spliced from 4 exons. NCBI's taxonomy places the organism in Eukaryota, Fungi, Ascomycota, Eurotiomycetes, Eurotiales, Aspergillaceae. The record is from RefSeq and is a predicted model, not a curated record.